This is a messenger RNA of Haliotis rufescens (red abalone), 2278 nucleotides long. Its product is annotated as adhesion G-protein coupled receptor G6-like. Gene Ontology annotation, molecular function: G protein-coupled receptor activity. NCBI's taxonomy places the organism in Eukaryota, Metazoa, Mollusca, Gastropoda, Lepetellida, Haliotidae. Gene Ontology annotation, cellular component: membrane. The transcript has a single exon. The coding region runs from base 133 to 1488 and encodes 451 amino acids. The record is from RefSeq and is a predicted model, not a curated record. Gene Ontology annotation, biological process: cell surface receptor signaling pathway; G protein-coupled receptor signaling pathway.
UACGUGACGCGUUCAUCCUCUGAUGAAUCGACUCCACCUUCAUCUACAUGGGAGUACACACCAACACCUUCAAAUGUGCAACAACCUUCUUCAACAAGAAUACACCUGGAACCACCAACUACAAGAGGACACAUGGAACCACCUACUUCAGGAGGUUAUGUAUCACCGCCUCCGUUACCCUCACAAGAAAAUGAUAUUACACCAGUUUAUAUAAACACCCCUACUCGUUCUUCGACUACCCACAACUGCAGAGGUGGACAUACGGCGCACCGUAACUCCACGGGGACGAUACGGACACCAGGUGUUGCAGAAGAGGACCUAUCACCUGCGUCUGAACCAACGUCAAUAGCCACUUCUCCUGCACAUAAGAAAGCUAAGUCAUUAACGACUUCACAUUUGCGGUGUAAUCAUAUAAUCUUAAACAACUCAACAUUAAAAAAAUACCCGAAUGGGUCUGUAGCUGUGAAAGGUGGUCGUGUAUUAAAUGAAAGUGACUUCAUCCUCACAUCAACUGGACAUCUAAAAGUAUGCGUGACAGCUCUUGGUUCACAAGGUUCAAGCAAAAAUGAAAAGUUUAAAAUUGAUCUUAAUCGCCCAACAGUGGUGUUGACGAACAUAUGUCUGGUGUCUAGCCAGGUGUUCCUGCUUCUCACUUUCAUCUUUCACUGCUUCUUCCCCAACCUCGGGAAUCUGCCUGGCGUGAUUCUCAUGUUCCUGUCGGCAUCUCUGUUUCUGGCACAUGCAACCUUCUUCUUUGGGAGUGCCCAAGCAUACAAUCGUACAACCUGUAUUGCUAUUGGUGCAGUCAUCCACUUCUUCUGGCUUGCAUCCUUCUGUUGGCUUAACAUCUCUUCUUUCCACACAUUCAGAGUCUUUAGAGACGUAUUUUCGUCUCGUAGUUUUGAAUCCAACAAGAAGAGAAUUAUCCUCAAAUACUGCAUCUUUGGCUUUGGUACUCCAGCUGCUGUUGUUGCGACAACGAUGACAGCAAACUAUUUCGUCUCUGGGUCUGUGUCUUUCGGGUAUGCAGAUACAUCAAACUUCUGCUUCGUCUCAAAUGGAACUAACGGCAUUGUUGGGCUGUUGGUCCCAGCAGGAAUGACCAUCUUGGUCAGUUUCACCCUCUUCACUUUGACCGUCGUUUACCUAUGUAGGGCCUCAGCCAACAGACGAAAGGUGGGUAAUGAGGUAAAAUGGAACAUUUUAAUGUACAUCAAACUAUCUACUAUAACUGGUUUCUCCUGGGUAUUUGGCUUUCUACAAAUGGUUGACAAAAGCAGUCAGGUUUUCACGUAUCUGUUUAUUAUUUUGACUGGCGCUCAAGGUGUGCUCAUCUUUAUGGCUUUCAUGGCAAACAAACGCACUUUCCUUCUCGUUAAAAAUGCUUGUCGAAAACAAAAGAAGGGUAGCAUAUAUUCUACAUCGUCGUCUGCAAUUGACACACAGCGUCGUGUCUCAUCUGAGGAGAAGGACAUAAAUAAGGUGUAGAGACUAAAUAUCAAACUUAUGUGUUAUCCAAACUCAACCAAGUAUAAAACAUACUCGUUAAGUUCACAUGGAAAUAAUACCCAACUCCUCGAAUGCGGCAACAAAUGUGAAGAGGACGCCAACCACGAAUCGAGAACAAGAAAAUGUUAUUUGAACGACAGGUAAAAUGAACAUGUUACGGCUUUAGAGAAAGGUGUACCCAAGCUUUGGGUGACAUUUAGCAUGCCCACAAGUUCAUAGAUGUUAUGGUAUCGCGAGCAUCUGGCGUCGUCACUGAUUUUCAGUGAUAUAUGUUCACCGCUAUAUUUUUUUCUAUUCCGGCGGAUAAUCGAGACUGGUUACAAUUGUCUGACGUUGACGUUCUGUAAUUCACAGAAUAUCCCAUGGUGGCGUUUCACUUAAUUUAAACUUACUUGUUAAUACGGUUGUUGUAAGGGACCGACAUUUGCCACACUACUUACAUUCAGGCUCAUAGAUUUAAGCAUGUCCAUGGAGAACGAGUUCGUAGAUAUUGUGGCUUCUUUUAUAGAUUACCUUAUUGUAGCGUUUCACGUAGUUAACUUACUUGUUAAUACGGUGUCGUAAACAUGUCAUCCUGUAUGUACAUUCGGUACCAUGAACAUCAUUUACAUAAUGUAACCAAUUGAUUGUCAGUUUUCAGACAUUAGCAAUAUGUAUAUGUAGCGACUAUUAAGUGAAUUAGCUUUUCGCGUGAGUUGAUCUGCUGUAUAUAACUGCAACCGUGUUGGUAUAUAUCUGUUGUUUUAUAUCUUCCUGGCCAUUCACGGGG